GACGCCCCAUUUCAAGCUUUGUGGCCCCCGGUGACCCGGAGCACCCUCCGCUGUCUUCUGUGCACCCAAGGAUCUCCCAGAUGUAGAGGGAGUUGACCUUUGCAGCUGCUGUCUACACAACCCUCGUGGUGUCCACUGAAGUUGCCCAUCAUGCGCGAGUACAAGCUGGUGGUGCUGGGUUCAGGAGGCGUGGGGAAAUCCGCACUGACAGUCCAGUUUGUGCAAGGAAUUUUUGUGGAAAAGUACGACCCGACAAUAGAAGACUCCUACAGAAAGCAAGUGGAAGUUGACGGGCAGCAAUGCAUGCUGGAGAUCUUGGACACGGCCGGAACAGAGCAGUUCACAGCCAUGAGGGACCUUUACAUGAAGAACGGGCAGGGUUUCGCUCUGGUCUACUCCAUCACCGCGCAGUCGACGUUUAAUGACCUGCAGGACCUCCGGGAGCAAAUCCUGCGAGUGAAAGACACCGAGGACGUCCCCAUGAUCCUGGUGGGGAAUAAGUGCGACCUGGAGGGCGAGCGCGUGGUGGGCAAGGAGCAGGGUCAGAACUUGGCCCGUCAGUGGAGCAACUGUGCCUUUUUAGAGACGUCGGCCAAAUCAAAGAUCAACGUGAAUGAAAUUUUCUACGACCUGGUGCGACAAAUCAACAGAAAAACACCCAUGGAAAAGAAGCCCAAAAAGAAGGGCGGCUGCACUCUGCUCUAAACGGCCCCUGGCAUGCACGCCUUCACAAAGUCGGGGCUCCAGACCAGAACUGUCGACGUUCCGUCUUCUCUGAAAGCUGAAAGACUGCAGGAGUCACCACCACCUGUUUGGAAAUCCUGUUUGUUUGCUUGUUUGUUUGUUUGUUUUAAUGGACUAAGUUGAUUCAUGGAUGUUUUUUGGUGAAUACGAAAAGAGCCAUGCUUCCGAUAUAAAGUGUUCUUUUGAAGUCCAUCUAAUUAAGUGUUGGCCUUUUUGCAUUUAUGAACUAACAGUGGCAAUGACAAUGCAUCAUUGUUCUUGACUUACUCUCCCACUUUGAUAAUAAUAUAUUUCGCGAGUGACUUGGUUUUAUAAUGAGCUGCAAGCCUUACACGUCAUAUACUCAACUUCUGUUUUGCAUAAUAAAGCUGAGCUGAUGUUAAAUUUUUAUAGACUGAUGGGAGGGGGGGUCCAUUUUUUUUUUUUUUUUGCCCUGAAGAUGAAAACGCAUUGUACUAAAUCACUUCAAAGAUUGUCCUGUUUGUCUUUUGCAAAUAUUAAAAUUACGUACAUUUUAA
Messenger RNA from Hippocampus comes (tiger tail seahorse), 1262 nucleotides. RefSeq names its product RAP1A, member of RAS oncogene family a (gene rap1aa). Gene Ontology annotation, cellular component: membrane. The coding region runs from base 151 to 705 and encodes 184 amino acids. Gene Ontology annotation, biological process: Rap protein signal transduction. The record is from RefSeq and is a predicted model, not a curated record. NCBI's taxonomy places the organism in Eukaryota, Metazoa, Chordata, Actinopteri, Syngnathiformes, Syngnathidae. The transcript has 8 exons. Gene Ontology annotation, molecular function: GTP binding; GTPase activity.